CGCGGAGCCGCCGCAGCCGUCCUGCCGCCGUCCGCGCGGGCCAUCCGUCCUCUCGGGGCCCCCGGGCCCCUGGCCCGCGGCUCUGGGGGGCGGGUGGGGCCCCUAGGGGCCCGCCUGCAGCCCAGGGGGCUCAGGACGACCCCGGCCGGGAGCGAGGGAGCGGUCCCCCGCGCGGCGCGCCCUGCUCCGGAAGCCGGGUCCGCGGCGCGCUGGGGCCGGGGCGGAGGCCGGAGCCGGGGGCCCCCGCCGGGCGCGGCGCUCGUGGGCAGCGCGCUGUGGCGAGUGGAGCGCGCGGGCGCGGGCGGCUGGCGCUGGGAGCGCGCCGUCGGAGUGGACUGCAGCGCCCCGGAGCCGCGCUGCGUCUGGCUGCCCUGCCUCGACCACUGCGACCACCGCGCCGGGCCGCGUCCGGCCAGGCUGCCACUGGGCCCUAGAGAUGGGUGCUACCCCGGCCGCCUCCUCCCCUGGCAGGGACCUCGGACUCUGCUGCUACACAAAAGUCUGCAGGAUGGCUUCGGCUUCACCCUGCGCCACUUCAUCGUGUACCCGCCUGAGUCGGCUGUGCACUGCAGCCUGAAGGAGGAAGAGAAUGGAGGCCAAGGAGGAGGGAGGGGACAAGGAGGAGGAGGAUCUUCCCCCCGGCACCGGCUGGAGCCCAUGGACACCAUCUUUGUCAAGAACGUGAAGGAUGAUGGCCCUGCCCAUAGGGCAGGGCUGCGGACAGGAGACCGACUGGUGAAGGUGAAUGGAGAGAGUGUCAUUGGGAAGACCUACUCCCAGGUCAUAGCUCUGAUCCAGAAUAGUGAUGACACCCUGGAGCUUUCCAUCAUGCCCAAGGAUGAGGACAUCCUCCAGCUGGCCUACUCCCAGGAUGCUUACCUGAAGGGGAACGAGCCUUAUUCUGGAGAGGCCCGGAGCAUCCCAGAGCCACCCCCACUUUGCUACCCUCGGAAGAGCUACGCCCCUCCAACACGGGUCUCCACCUGGGCCACUAUGGUCCCUGAGCCCCUCUCAGCACUACCCAUCGAUCCCCGGAGUCCUGCUGCCUGGAGCGACCCAGGGCCUCGAGUUCCAGCUACUACCCACACCCAUUUGGACAGCGUCUCCUUGGGGAUGAGCCAGCCCCGCCCCAGCCCUGGUGCCUUCCCCCACCUGUCCUCGGAGCCCCGGACACCCCGUGCCUUCCCAGAGUCUGGCAGCCGGGUGCCCCCCAGCAGACUGGAGUGCCAGCAGGCCUUGUCACACUGGCUGUCAAACCAGGUCCCCCGCAGGGCGGGGGAGAAACGGUGCCCUGCUAUGCCACCCCGGGUCCGCAGCGCCUCCCAGGACCGCUUGGAGGAUGUGACUGCCCACCGGCCCUGGCCCUGCUCCACCUCUCAGGGUGCCUUGAGCCAGCUGGGCCAGGAGGGCUGGCACCGAGCUCGCUCCGAUGACUACCUGAGCAGGGCCACCCGCUCAGCUGAGGCACUGGGGCCAGGGGCCCUGGUGUCACCCCGCUUCGAGCGCUGUGGCUGGGCUUCCCAGCACCCAUCAGCCCGAACCUCUGCCUGCCCACCAAGGGACCUGCCCGGGCCCCAGCCCACACCUGCACCUGGCCUUCAGGGUCUGGAUGACAUUGGGUACAUUGGAUACCGGAGCUACAGCCCAUCAUUCCAGCGCCGGACUGGCCUCCUGCAUGCACUCUCCUUCCGGGACUCACCCUUUGGGGGGCUGCCAACCUUCAGCUUGGCCCAGUCCUCUGCACCAUUCCCACCGGAAGCCUCUGAGGCACCUAGGGUUGUCCGGCCAGAGCCCAGCACCCAGGCCCUGGACCUGCCCUCUGAGGAUCGCCGUGAGGAGGUGGUCCUGAGGCAGAAGCCACCAACGGGCCGCAAGGUGCAACUGCCCCCUGCAAGACAGAUGAACCUGGGGUUUGGUGAUGAGUCUCCAGAGCCAGAGGCCAGUGGGCGAGGAGAACGCCUGGGCAAGAAGGUGGCUCCUCUGGCCACCACUGAAGACUCUCUGGCUUCCAUUCCCUUUAUUGAUGAGCCCACCAGCCCCAGCAUUGAUCUCCAAGCCAAGCACGUCCCUGCCUCUGCCGUGGUCUCCAGCGCCAUGAACUCAGCCCCUGUCCUGGGCACCAGCCCAUCCUCCCCAACCUUCACCUUUGCCCUCAGCCGCCAUUACUCCCAGGACUGCAGCAGCAUCAAGGCCAGCCGCCGUUCCUCCUACUUGCUGGCCAUUACCACGGAGCGCUCCAAGUCCUGUGACGAUGGGCUCAACACCUUCCGGGACGAGGGCAGGGCUCUGCGGCGCCUACCAAACCGGGUACCCAGCCUUCGGAUGCUUCGAAGCUUCUUCACCGAUGGGUCCUUAGAUAGCUGGGGCACUUCUGAAGAUGCCGAUGCUCCUUCCAAGCGCCACUCGACCUCUGACCUCUCGGAUGCAACCUUCAGCGAUAUCAGGAGAGAAGGCUGGUUGCAUUAUAAGCAGGUCCUCACCAAGAAGGGGAAGAAAGCGGGCGGCGGCCUGCGCCAGUGGAAGCGGGUGUAUGCCGCGCUGCGGGCGCGCUCGCUCUCCCUGAGCAAGGAGCGGCGGGAGCCCGGGCCUGCGGCUGCGGGGGCUGCUGCAGCCGCAGUGGCAGGUGAGGACGAGGCGGCGCCCGUCUGCAUCGGCUCCUGCCUGGUGGACAUCUCCUACAGCGAGACCAAAAGGAGGCACGUGUUCCGGCUGACCACCGCUGACUUCUGUGAAUAUCUCUUUCAGGCUGAGGACCGGGAUGACAUGCUGGGCUGGAUCAGAGCGAUCCGAGAGAACAGCAGGGCCGAGGGCGAGGACCCCGGCUAUGCCAACCAAGCUCUGAUCAGCAAGAAGCUUAAUGAUUACCGCAAAGUGAGCCAUAGCUCUGGGCCCAAAGCUGAUUCCUCCCCCAAAGGCUCUCGUGGUCUAGGGGGCCUCAAGUCUGAGUUCCUCAAACAGAGCGCAGUACGUGGCCUCUGGACACAGGACCAGUCUGCAGGGAGCAAGGAUGACAAUGCUGCCGCCCACAGAACUCCAUGGGGCAUUAACAUCAUCAAAAAGAACAAAAAGGCACCCCCCAGGGCAUUUGGGGUUCGGCUAGAGGAGUGCCAGCCGGCCACUGAGAACCAGCGUGUCCCCUUGAUUGUGGCUGCAUGUUGUCGCAUUGUGGAGACCCGGGGACUGGAGUCCACAGGCAUUUACCGAGUGCCAGGCAAUAACGCGGUCGUGUCCAGCCUGCAGGAGCAGCUCAACCGAGGACCCAGUGACAUCAACCUGCAGGAUGAGCGCUGGCAAGACCUCAAUGUGAUCAGCAGCCUGCUCAAGUCCUUCUUCCGAAAGCUACCAGAGCCCCUUUUCACCGACGACAAAUACAAUGACUUUAUUGAGGCCAAUCGCAUUGAAGACUCGAGGGAGCGGAUGAAGACGCUGCGGAAGCUGAUCCGGGAUCUCCCAGGCCACUACUAUGAAACCCUCAAAUUCCUUGUGGGCCAUUUGAAGACCAUUGCUGACCACUCGGAGAAAAACAAGAUGGAACCUCGCAACCUGGCCCUGGUCUUUGGACCGACAUUGGUCAGGACCUCUGAGGACAACAUGGCAGAUAUGGUGACACACAUGCCCGACCGCUACAAGAUCGUGGAGACGCUGAUCCAGCAUUCAGACUGGUUCUUCAGUGACAAGGAGGACAAGGGAGAGCGGACCCCUGUGGAUGACAAGGAACCUCAGUCAGUGCCCAACAUUGAAUACCUCCUGCCCAACAUUGGCAGGACAGUGCCUCCUGGUGACCAAGGUUCAGAUUCCACUGCCUGUAGUUCAGCCAAGUCCAAGGGCUCGUGGGCCGCCAAGAAGGAGCCGUACACCCGGGAGAUGCUGGCGAUCUCCUUCAUCUCCGCGGUCAACCGCAAGCGGAAGAAGCGGCGGGAGGCGCGGGGGCUGGGCAGCAGCACGGACGACGACUCCGAGCAGGAGGCGCACAAGCCCGGGGCGGUGGCGCCGGCGCCGGGGACCCUGGACCCGCCGGAGGGGCAGCUGCCCGGCGCCGCUGCCCCCGAGCCCCCCGGGCGCCUCAGCCCCCCGACGGCGCGGGAGGAGCGGCCGGCCGCGGACACGCGCUCCAUCGUCUCCGGCUACUCCACCCUGUCCACCAUGGACCGCAGCGUGUGCUCGGGCGCGGGGGCCCGGCGGGCGGGCGCGGGGGACGAGGCGGACGACGAGCGCAGCGAGCUGAGCCACGUGGAGACGGACACGGAGGGCGGCGCGGGGCCCGGGGGGCGGCCGGCGCGGCGGCCGUCCUUCAGCUCGCACCACCUGAUGCCCUGCGACACGCUGGCGCGGCGCCGCCUGUCCCGGAGCCGCCCCGACGGCGCGGGCGAGGGCGCGGGCGGCGGCGGCGGGGGCGGCGCGGGCUCGGCGUCGUCCAGCAGCCAGGAGUCGCUGCGCCCCCCGGCGGCCGCGGCGGUGGCGGCGCUGAGCUCGCGGCCGUCGCGCAUGGAGGCUCUGCGCCUGCGCCUCCGCGGCACCGCCGACGACAUGCUGGCAGUGAGGCUGCGGCGGCCGCUGUCGCCCGAGACGCGGCGGCGCCGGAGCAGCUGGCGGCGCCACACGGUAGUGGUGCAGAGCCCGCUCACCGACCUCAACUUCAACGAGUGGAAGGAGCUGGGCGGAGGGGGCGUCGCGGAGCCCGCGGGGCCCCGGGCGCACAGUGACAACAAGGACUCGGGCCUCAGCAGCCUGGAGUCCACCAAGGCGCGGGCCCCGUCGUCCGCGGCUUCGCUGCCUCCCGCGCCCGGGGACCCCGGGGCCCUGCAGAGCCAGCACCCGCGCCGCCCCGCCGCCCCCCGCCUCCACCAGUGUCUGUGACCGGCCCUCACCCGCUCCUGGAGGAAUUGGGUGUCACGCUGGCUUGCACGUCCUCUUCUGUGACCCCGGUGCCCAGCGCGCUGAUUGGGGGGGACCCGGGAACUGGACAGUGUGGGUGGGAGAGGAAGUGCGGGGGUGGGGCGGGGUUGUGUGUGUAGUCACUGUCCAGGCCUGUUUCCCCAAAACUUCUGCCAUUCCUGUGCCCCCUCCCCUCACACACCCCUGUCUUCGGUGCACACAAGGCUCCUCCCCAACCCAUUCAGAGAAGUAGUGGGGGUCGCUGCGGGAGCACAGAGGCGGGACUGAGAUUCUCAGCAGGCUUACCCGCUCCCGCCCCCAACCUUGUGGCAGCCUUCAAAUCACCCCCUCUUGAGUGCUUUGACCAUGGGGAGCUGCCUGGUUCUCAGACAGCUUGGGAAGUCAGGAUACACUCUGCUAGGUCUCCCUUGUUCUUCUUUCUUCUUACUCCUUUCUUUCUUCCAGAGGUGCCUGCUCCUUCUGUAACUUGGGCACACACACCCCUGCUUUCUUCCCUUUUGGGGGAGGAGGGGCCUAGGAAAGCAUCUCCUUUUGUCUGUCUCUCAAUCUCUCUCACACACACUGACUUUUAAGUUCUGAGCUGGGCUGUUCCUUUACCUUGGGCAGGACCCAGCCCCACUUCCUUCCUACACAUUGUAAAUAGACCCCCAAUCACCAGGCCUUCCCUCACAUCCUCACUCAUUCCAGGGAAGCCCACUGGGGUUGUGUGCCCCACUCUCACAUCACUCAGUCCUCUUGUUUAUGCAAAGAUUUGCUGUAAAGUAGAUUUCUCUCUCCUUCCUUACCACCUUACUGUAAAUAUUGUCGCCAAAUGUGUAACAUAUUAUAAAGAAUUUAUAAGGAUUUUUAAAGAUGUUUUGCUCAUUUAAAAAAGUGUUGUAACAGUGUUGAAUAAGCCUCCUGACCCCAAGUCCGCAUGUCUCCUUUCACUGUGUCCUUGACAUGCCUCCCUAGGCAACAACUAAGAUUUCCUGCUUCUGAAAAGUCCUGUCUUAAAAGUAUAGUCUAUAUCUUGGAAAUAAACGGACUUCCUCAAG
Erinaceus europaeus (western European hedgehog) is the source of this 5933-nucleotide messenger RNA. It is a transcript of the gene ARHGAP23, whose product is annotated as Rho GTPase activating protein 23. NCBI's taxonomy places the organism in Eukaryota, Metazoa, Chordata, Mammalia, Eulipotyphla, Erinaceidae. The record is from RefSeq and is a predicted model, not a curated record. Gene Ontology annotation, molecular function: protein binding. Bases 658 to 4857 code for a protein of 1399 amino acids. Gene Ontology annotation, biological process: signal transduction. The transcript has 24 exons.